Penicillium samsonianum is the source of this 777-nucleotide messenger RNA. RefSeq lists its product as uncharacterized. The transcript is spliced from 2 exons. Gene Ontology annotation, cellular component: endoplasmic reticulum. Gene Ontology annotation, molecular function: iron ion binding; L-ascorbic acid binding; procollagen-proline 4-dioxygenase activity. The coding region runs from base 1 to 777 and encodes 258 amino acids. NCBI's taxonomy places the organism in Eukaryota, Fungi, Ascomycota, Eurotiomycetes, Eurotiales, Aspergillaceae. The record is from RefSeq and is a predicted model, not a curated record. Gene Ontology annotation, biological process: peptidyl-proline hydroxylation to 4-hydroxy-L-proline.
AUGGCCCCAAAAUUUAAAAAACCCGAUCCAAAACCCCAACCAAAAACAACAACUCCAAACUGGCCUCCCCUCCGCCCCCUCCUCCCCGCCGCCGAUCUAACCCUGACCCCCCUCCUCACCGACCAAAUCUACCUAAUCCGCAACUUCCUCUCAGGCACUCUGUGCAAAACCUACGCCUCAUUCCUCGCCUCACUACCACUAACAACAACACCGGGAGCCCCAAAGAAAGACAAGGCAUUACGCGUCAACGACCGGUUCCAGAUCGACGAUGCGCGGUUUGCGGAGAUGCUGUGGAGCACGACGGCGCUGAAGGAGCUCGUCACGACGCGCUUUGAAGAAGACGAGUACGGGUAUGACCAGGACGCGGAGGAUGACAGUGCUCUCGCCGAACGCGCACGUCAACUCUGGGGCGGGGACCCGUUGGGGUUGAAUCCUAAUAUUCGCAUUUAUCGAUACUCUGCGGGGCAGUUUUUCGGACAACAUUACGACGACGCCAACAACAUAACCCUCCCCCCACCAAACUUGCGCUCAAAAGCAACAGCCGCACGAACAACCUGGACCCUCCUGGUUUACCUGACGUCCUGCACAGGCGGCGAAACAAUCUUCUACCCGGAGCCGACGCGCGCGAACCGCAAUCCGGAGCCGAUAGCUGUUGCGCCGGAGGUUGGGAUGGCGCUGUUGCAUCGACAUGGAGAUCAUUGUAUGAUACAUGAGGGGGCUGAGGUAACUGGUGGGGAGAAGUGGGUUUUGAGGAGUGAUUUGGUUGUUCCGAGGUGA